Clonostachys rhizophaga is the source of this 1038-nucleotide messenger RNA. The record is from the annotation of a GenBank genome assembly. NCBI's taxonomy places the organism in Eukaryota, Fungi, Ascomycota, Sordariomycetes, Hypocreales, Bionectriaceae.
AUGGCCGAGCCCCUACAAAGGUACCCCUGGAUGCCAAAUUUUGAAAGAUCCGCGCGCGUUGGCAAAAAAUCUCCUCUGCACCUCAACGAUGGCGAUCAGGUACAGGCGAGAAUCGUCGAUGUGAUAGAGCCAGCUACUCUAUCAGUUGUCGUUAUCGUCGAGGUCAAUCCACCCUCGACACAGGAAAGCCAGACCAGCCAGGCAAAUUCUCCCCUCAAGAUGGUCCUCAAGGCGUUUGAUCGCCGAUUUUCUUUGCAAUUAAGAGAGGAGUUGCAGUCCAGUGGCCCGUCAAACCUUGCGACCGAGGAAGAAUAUCUCGCAUUCUUGCAACAAGGAUCGAUGGCCGAUUUUGUUGCCAACUACAAUAAAGACUAUAAGUUCACAUCAGAUGACUGGGAUUCGCCGAUGCAAGAGGCAUAUUUCAGUCUUACUUGUGCCAGAAUGAAAGAAACUGAGGCUAGAAUCUAUGAUUAUCUUGUUGACCUGCAAGGCAUUCACAUACCGAAGUUCUUUGCUGACGUCCAAAUCGCUUCAACGCCGGUAGCUGGAGAGCAGAUCCACGAAAACUUCGCCAAGUACAUUGACGUUGGGGCUAUUUUGAUCGAAUACAUUCCCGGAUUCCUCCUCUCUAACAUGGUAAUAGAGACACCAGAAUCAGCAUGGCCUGGUAUCUGUGACCAAGCUAUAAAAGUUGUCCAUAAGAUUAUCGGACAUCAUUUUGUCAAUACCGACAUGCAAACGAGGAACGUUAUUGUCCGCCGCGAUGGUUUAGAGAACUACCGAGUGUUUUACAUAGACUUUGGGCUAUGUGACUUCCGCGAUCCGUUAGAUAGUGACGAAGUCUGGAUGGAGUACGCAUAUCAAAAUGCUGAAGAAAAUAGAAUUGGGUGGUCUCUUGCAAAUGCAAUCUCAAGGGCCAAGGGGAAGAAGGGAAAGAGAUACAAAGGCAAGCUUCCGCUACCGUGGGAGUUUACCCCUUCCAACCGGUUUCGUGGUCAGGACAUCGAAGAUUAUCCAAAGCAUAUUUGGUAUCCAUAG